AUGAAUAACAUUUUUAAAAAGUUUGGGCAGAUGAAAGAUGAGUUCAACAAAUACAAGAAGGAAUUUGAAGACUCCAAACGAGGAGGAGCCCACCGCAAGGUGGCUAGGCCACCCGUCGAUGGCGGCGGCGGCGAUAAGCUGCAGAACAUCUUCUUCGGCCAAAACCCGAUCCCUGGCCGCAGCCUUGUGCCCAGGGUGUUGCGAAAGAAUCCGUUUGCCGGACUGGCUUAUCAGAAAUAUGACGAGAUCAAGGCCAAAUGCCUGGAAGAAGGCGUCAAUUUUGAGGAUCCGGAGUUUGAAGCUGAAGAUUCGUCCAUCUUCUUCAGCAGUGCACCUCCUCGUCCGUUCGAGUGGAAGCGACCACAUGAAAUUUGUGACAACCCAGAGUGGAUCACUUCCGGUGCCAGUCGAUUCGAUGUUCGCCAGGGAGAGCUGGGAGAUUGCUGGUUGCUCGCGGCUGUGGCCUCUCUGACCUGUAACCCCAAACUCUUUAGUUUUGUGGUGGACCCCAACCAGUCUUUCACCGAGAACUACUGCGGCAUUUUCAAGUUCAACUUCUGGCACCAAGGUGACUGGCAGGAGGUUGUUGUGGAUGACAGACUACCCACCUACCGCAACCAGCUGGUCUUCAUGCACUCCACGGAGAAGAAUGAGUUCUGGAGUGCCCUGCUGGAGAAGGCAUACGCCAAGCUGAUGGGAUCCUACGAGUCUCUGAAAGGUGGCAGCACCAGUGAGGCAAUGGAAGACUUCACGGGGGGUGUCACUGAGAUGUUUGAUCUGAGGAAUGCUCCCCCGAACCUGCUGAACAUCAUGCUGAAGGCUUACGAGCGCGGAUCUCUGAUGGGCUGUUCCAUCGAUGCUGUGCCAGGACAGACAGAAGCAGAGCUGGACAAUGGGCUCAUCUGUGGCCAUGCCUACAGUGUCACCAACGUCAAGCUGACUCCAAGAAUGCAGGGUCAGAUGCCUAUGGUGAGAAUUCGUAAUCCGUGGGGAAAUAGUUCCGAGUGGAAGGGAGCAUGGAGUGAUGGAUCGAGGGAGUGGUCUCUGAUCUCAGAAGAUGAAAAGCAGGAGCUUGGACUGGUCUUUGAUGAUGAUGGUGAAUUUUGGAUGUCCUUUAAAGAUUUUACAGCAAACUUUCAAAAACUAGAGAUCUGCAACUUAGGUCCUGACUCACUGGACGAGGAUGACCUUGACAACAAGAAGAAGUGGGAGUGCUUCAAGGAGAAUGAAGCUUGGAUCAAGAGAGUCAAUGCUGGGGGAUGUCGUAACUACAUAGACACUUUUUGGACGAACCCGCAGUUCCGAAUGACCUUGACUGACCCAGAUGAUGAUGACGAGGAAGAGCUGUGCACUGCAAUUGUUGCUGUACUUCAAAAAGACAGACGCAAGAAACGCAAGGAAGGUCUGGAUCUGCUGACUAUUGGUUAUGUCAUCUACAAGCUUGAAGAUCCAGACUGUGGCCCGCUGGAUAUGAAAUUUUUCAAGUACAAUGCCUCAGUGGCCAAGUCUCCAACUUUCGUCAACAUGAGAGAAGUCUGUGGCAGACACAAGUUGCCUCCUGGCACAUAUGCAAUUGUUCCAUCCACUUUUGAACCUCAUUAUGAAGGAGAAUUCCUUUUGAGAAUUUUUACGGAGAAAGCCAAUAUUUCUGGAGAAAUUGAUGAGCAGACCAGACUUGAUGAUGAGCCUUUCAAAGAUCCACAACCCAUCAUUCAGAGGCCAGCAGAGAAACCAGAACCUACUGAUGAGGAGAAUGAUCAAGCUGAGGCCCUCAAAAACAGCUUCCGUCGAAUUGCAGGAGAGGACAUGGAGAUUGAUGCGUACGAGCUGCAGGAAAUUCUUAAUGCUGUCUUCAAGAAAGAGUUCUCUUUCCCUGGUUUUGGAAUUGACUGUGCCCGGAGUAUGGUGGCCAUGCAUGAUGGCGACCUUUCUGGGAAACUAGGCUAUGAUGAGUUCAAGGACCUUUGGGAUGAUUUACGACGAUGGAAGGGCGUGUUCAAGGAGUUUGACAAGGACAAAAGUGGCAACUUGUCAUCGUAUGAACUCAGAAAUGCUCUCAACCAUGUCGGGUUUCAUGUCAGCAACCGAUCGCUGAGGUCCUUGGUCAUGCGCUACAGCAACAAGGAAGGACACAUUGACUUUGGGGACUUUAUUAUGUGUGCAGUCAGACUGAAGACUAUGCUGACUUCCUUCAAGGGACAUGACCCAGAAAAUUCUGGCUUAGCCCCUUAUGAUGUGGAAGGUGUAGGUACUACACUACAUUAG
Molecule: messenger RNA, 2265 nt
Organism: Candidula unifasciata
Lineage: Eukaryota; Metazoa; Mollusca; Gastropoda; Stylommatophora; Geomitridae
Source: the annotation of a GenBank genome assembly